Blepharisma stoltei is the source of this 1216-nucleotide messenger RNA. The record is from the annotation of a GenBank genome assembly. NCBI's taxonomy places the organism in Eukaryota, Ciliophora, Heterotrichea, Heterotrichida, Blepharismidae.
AUGGAAAGACUUUCACAAUGAAAUUCUUUGAAAAUAUCUCUGCAAGCUGUAGAUUUCCAAGAAAAUAUAAUGGAUAAUAUACUGCAGAAUGCUAGCAAUACGAAAGAAGCUGUUAAAUUAAUAGAAAACAAUGAAAUUAUUUUGAUGGAGUCUAACAAAGCAGCCAUGAAGGCUCGCGAAGGAGCCAAAAAGGCUCGCGAAGAAGCCAAGAAGGCUCGCGAAGAAGCCAUUGAAGCUCGCGAAGCAGCCAAGAAUGCUCGCGAAGAAGCCAUUAAAGCUCGUGAAGCAGCCAAGAAGGCUCGCGAAGAAGCCAAGAAGGCUCGCGAGGAAGCCGAGAAGGCUCGCGAGGAAGCCGAGAAGGGUCGUGAAGAAGCCAAGAAGGCUCGCGAAGAAUCCAAGAAGGCUCGCGAAGAAGCCAAGAAGGUGCGUGAAGCAGCUUUGAGAGUUAACACAAGAAGGCAAAUAAGUCCAAGAGAAAUGAGUCCUCAACUAUUACAGAUCAGCGAGCAGCUUGCUGAUCAUGAAGAAGGAAAAGAAGUUGAUCAAUCUCUAUAGCAUACCCCUCGUGGUUGCUCGCCAUUAAGUAUAGAAGUUUCCUAUGUUUGGCGCUGUAAGGCCGAUAAAUUCUGAUCGGAAUUUAUCGGUAGGUUGCACCAAAUCAAUGCCUUGGUCGGACCAAAAGCGAUUUGGUCCGACGAACUUGGAAAGCUCCUGGGAAAAUGUCUGCGCUUUUAGCGCUAUAUAGAGGAAACCUCUAUACCCCCUCCCCUUUCACCCACCCCCUGAUGGCCCUGAAAAUUUUAAAUGUUAAAAUAUUAUUUGACAAGUCCCCCUCAAAUAUUUUAACUUGUUAAAUUAAUAUUUAACAUUUAAAAAUAUUUUGGACCGUUAUGGGGUGGGUAGCAUGGGGAGAGGGCGCUCAAGGCCAAUCCAAAACAGGGUGUAAGCUAUACCAUCAGACCAAUUAAAUGUGAAUUACAAUUUUUCUGAUAGAUUUAAUUAUUCAAAAGGGAUAUCUGAAAGAAAUAAGCAAAAACCAAGAAAAAUUGACUAUCAAAUUGGGAUGGCGCCUGAUUUAUGCGCUAUUUGCAUUGAAAAAUUUACAAUAAAUGAAGCUAUAUUCGGAUUGCCACGCAAUCAUCUGUUCCAUCAAAAUUGUAUAAUGGGGUGGCUAAGUAGAAAAACCAAGUGCCCUUUAUGUAAUUUAAAUCUAUAA